Messenger RNA from Pangasianodon hypophthalmus (striped catfish), 9367 nucleotides. RefSeq names its product sorbin and SH3 domain containing 2a (gene sorbs2a). Gene Ontology annotation, molecular function: protein binding. Gene Ontology annotation, cellular component: plasma membrane. NCBI's taxonomy places the organism in Eukaryota, Metazoa, Chordata, Actinopteri, Siluriformes, Pangasiidae. The coding region runs from base 679 to 6939 and encodes 2086 amino acids. The record is from RefSeq and is a predicted model, not a curated record. The transcript has 28 exons.
CUCUCUUUCUCUCUCUCUCUUUCUCUCUCUCUCUCCGUCUUUUAUCUGCUAAAGAGAGGCGUUUCCUCUCGCGUGCAAAAAAAAAAAAAAAAAAAAAAAACAGAAAAAAGAGGACCGGGGAACCGCAAAGCCGACUCACACAGUAGGCGCGAGCCGCCGCCGGACCGAGACGGAGGUUCACUCAGGCGCGCGCUCACCUCUGCGGCUGCAUUGUUUAUUAUUUUUCUUUUUUCUUAAUUUAAUUUUUUUUCUUUUUUGUUUAAAGAGCGCGUGAGCAGGUGCACCGCUACACGGACCCGGAAUUAUUAUUAUUUUUUUUUCUUCACUCUUUCAUGGACUUUAUAUUUGUAUAUUAUACAUAAUAUAACUAUAUAUAUGUAUAUGUAAAUAUACAUACAUAUAUAUAUAUAUAUAUAUAUAUAUAUAUAUAUAUAUAUAUAUAUAUAUACACAUAAGCUGCACGCGGAACCGAGAGCUCGAGGCCACUCCACUCUGCGGCGUAAAUUAGCGGAGUUGUGAUCUGGGUAUAAAGUCAGGACAGUAAAGAAGAAGAGUGAAGGUCCAUGUUGACGGGUUCGGCGGACGUUCGCCUCGCCUGAACGAGAGAUUUUUCCCCAAGGAGUUUUAUGACGGAAAGUGAGUUCUUAUUCCCAGAAGUUCUAAGAGAAAAUCUCCAUCAUGAACGCAGGUAGUGAAACUCAUUCGUCAGACUCUGAUGGCUGGCGGUCUCGCAGUGUGACAGAUGGAUUGAGGAACGGCGAUGCGAGUAGCUCCACUCUGACAGCUAAAGGUUACCGGAGUGUUCGUCCCAACCUGCAGGACAAGAGCAGCCCCGUCCCGGUCCCGCUCCCGCCCCCUCGGAGAGAGAGCUAUCACAUGACCCCUAACCCUCCACCUUAUAGCUCGCUUGUUCCCUCCGGUUCUUACACCAUCAAAUCCAGCUCUUCAUCCUCAUACUCGUAUUCUGAGACUACUCGCACUACCACCAGCUCAGAUAUCUCCCCAGAGGCUAAUACUAAUGCUAAUAACUAUAUUAGCCAGCUCCUGGAGCGCAAGGUGUCAUCUCUCAAACUUGCUAACGAAGGAUCCAACUCAGUCACUGCUAAUGCUAAAACCAGUACAGAUGUAACCAACGAUACUAACAUGAAUCAAUCUUGGGCUAAUACUAACAUGGCAAAGGUCAUGAACCCUGGCUCACCUGAUAGUCCGCCAUCCCCACCACCACGUACACACUCCAAAUCUCCUGCUACAACACACACAGCCUCUCUCUCCAUUCGGAUAGCUCCUAAAGGUUCAGAAUACCAUCCUGAAUCUGGACUCCAAUCGGGAUUCGGAUCUGAAAGGCAGGAUCCUGCUGAGCCAAGCCCAAAAGUGCCACCCAGACCAGCGGGCGAUGUGGCGCAUGAUGUAUCCCCUCCAAGAGGUACCAUCGACUUUGGUUUUGGGUCAUCCUACAGCCGUACAAGUCAGAACUCGCCUGACUCCCUGUCCGGGCCGAACGCUUCAUCACGAUCUCUUUCGGCCCUGAGCCACUAUUCAUCAUCAACAGCCGUCCUUGAAGAACUGCAGAUCUGCACUGUGGACUCACCCGAGACCACGCCUACCCCCUCCCCCACACUCAGCCACGCCUCUGUUUUCCCUGAUGAUGUUCCUGCACCCACUGUCUCAGCAACGGCUGCUGAUACUAACGGUCAAAUGGCGGUAAAUGGAAGUGCGCACUCACAGAGGCCAUUCUCUCCUCCAGCACAACGUCCUCCUCCACCGGUCUUUAGUCCCGGACUCGAGCAAUUCCAGCAGACAAGACACUCGGAAGGUACAGAGUCAGUACGGAGGGAGUCAGUGUCAGUGGGUGAGACGUCGUUCAGCAGCGUGACUCCUGUGGCUCGUUUCUCAGAGGAGGAAAAGAAAGUUUCAGUGAUUAAGGCGCCUCAUUACGAGGGUAUUGGACCUGUGGAUGACUCGGGCCUCCCCCUCGCUAUCCGCACGACUGUAGACAGGCCUAAGGACUGGUACAAGACCAUGUUUAAGCAAAUCCAUAUGGUGCAUAAAGCAGAUGAUGACUAUGCAGACACAUACGGUGCUACCUACGCUGUUGUGAAUAAUGAGAACUUCGACCCCGUCCAUGCCCACCCGCCACCUCGGACACACACGUACCGUCCUCUGUCCCGAAACUCCAACGAGCCCAGCAGAGCUCCGCCCCCUCGAGAGUCCAGCCCCGUCCCGCCCCCACCCCCUCCCAUGCCCUCGCUCCUGCAGCUCCGCUCGCGAGACCUCGACCGUGAGAAAGAUCAACCGCACGAUCCAAAUGAAUGGAGUCCCCCGGAUCGUAAAGUGGACACACGGCGGUAUCGCGCUGAGCCACGUAGCAUCUUCGAGUAUGAGCCAGGCAAAUCCUCCAUCCUGGAGCACGAGAGACCGAGUUUUCAUUUAGAAGCAGAUGAGAUAGAUUUAGAGAACGAGCCGUGGUUUAAGUUCUUUUCAGAGCUGGAGUUUGGCCGGCCGCCUCCUAAAAAGAGGCUGGAUUACACGCCUGACUGCUCCACCCACUCCCGCGCCCAGACGUCUCUCUAUCUCUCAUCCUCUGAGCGGCCUGAGAGCACCUCCAGUGACUUCAGGAAGAGACGAAAGUCAGAGCCGUUUGUCACUCAGCAGAACACAGGAAAUGAGCAGAAUGCUGGUCCAGCCUCGAGACUCGAGCCCUACAAAUCCAACAGUCUAAAGAAACCUGCCGUACGUUCCUCGCCUGCCUCUCCAGCAAAAGCAAAAGCUGGAGUCACUUGUGAGUCUGUCUCUCCAUCAGUGAGCUCCCCAGGUAUGGACCCUGUGUCCUCUCACCUUUCCUCUGACACCCUCUCCCUCUCCACAUCCACCCUGCGCAGCUCCAAGCAGUCUAUCAGCUUCAAGAAUGGUUGGCAGGUGUGCCAGAAGGACAGUGCUGAAACUUGGAGCAGCGUGGAGGAUGAGGAAGCAGGUGCUUCCUCGCCUCGCCUCAAAUCUCGCAGUUGUGACGACCUACUCUCGGACAGUAACGUUGGAAUGAACGGCAAUCGCUCAGAAAGUGUCGGAUCACUGCUUGGUGAAGGCGGAACACGUCAAAAGCAGACUCAAGUGAAGAGUCUUAACUCGUCCCCUAGAGCACGUCGGCAUCAUCGGCGCAAAAUGGCCCACGAUACACCAGGAUUCCUGCAGCUUUAUAAGACGAUGCACCACAUUGACCGGGCACAGCUUCUGCCUUCGGAAGUGAUCUGUUCUGUCCGUGCCCGCAUUCUGGAACUUGAGCGACAACAGCAGCAGCAGCGGAAGAGCCUCCAUUCAUGGGCACCAUUUGGGCACGAAGUACCACAGCGCAUGGUGCCAAAUCGGAUCUCAGAGUAUGAGCAGAUGAUCCAAAAGUCCAAGUCCAUGCCAGACCUCGGCGAAGAUAACACUCCAUCAGGCACCACCACACCAGGGUCUUCUCGAGCCAGCAGUUGCCCCAAGCGCCGCUUCUCUGUGGAGUCACUCCUGGAGGAGGAAGACCCUCCAGAAAGGGCGAGAAGUCCCCCAGAAGGUCAACCACGGCCAGGUCCAGAAGAUCGAAGCCUUGUUCCGGUGGUCAGGCAGAACCAGCACCAGCAGCAGGACUACUCGGACAGUGAGCAGGAUGCUUGCGCCUCUGAAUUGAGUGACUUCAUUCAGAUAGAAGGAUCUUCUUUUUGCAGUGAAAGCGACUUGGACCACUGUUCACUAGCAUCGUCUGAGAGCUUCUGUGAUUCUGGACACCAUCACCACCACCACCUUCACCACCACCAUCACUACGGACGCCGUCACCACAGCAGCCACCACCACCACCAUCUCCACCAGAGUCUGGGCCAGAGUCAAGGUUACCACCACCGCCACCUCAUCAGCUCCUAUCAGGGCUCUGAUGCUGGACGCCUCACACCUCAGAACAGAAAACCUACUCCAGAUCGAGAGGUGUCCUCUAAGCAGAUGACAUAUCUCAUAUUGUCUUCUCUUCUCCAUCAGAGACAGUCUGCCAGGGCUAUUUACGACUUUAAAGCUCAGACCAGCAAAGAGCUCUCCUUUAAGAAGGGCGAUGCGAUCAACAUCGUCAGACAGAUCGACAGCAACUGGUAUGAGGGAGAGCACAGAGGACGCAUCGGGAUAUUCCCUAUUUCUUACGUCGAGAGGGUUGUGUCUCCAGAGAGGAAGCAGCCGGUGCGUCCUCCUCCCCCAGCCCAGCUCCGGGAGAUGGGAGAGGCCGUGGCUCGCUACAACUUCAACGCUGACACCAAUGUGGAGCUUUCACUCAGGAAGGGAGAGAGAGUGAUCUUGCUGAGGAAAGUUGAUAAGAACUGGUAUGAAGGGAGGAUUCCUGGAUCCAAUAAGCAGGGGAUUUUCCCUGUGUCAUACGUCGAUGUCAUCAAGGGAUCCCCUUCUAAAAGUUCCGGUCACCGUGUAGACACCCACAGGGUGCAGAAGCCCCAUCCUGCUUCCCCUGGCUCCGCCCCUUACCCCCACUUUCAAGAGGUCACCAGUGAAUGGCUUUCCCUCACUCUGGGCAUCACAGCCUUUUCCCCUUCUCCCAGUAGCACUCCAGUCCCGCCCACUCCACCGCCCCUUCCUAGCAUCAUCCACUAUCCCAGUACCCUCCCACCUACUCCUCCACCGCUCAGUCAAACACCAACCACACUUCAGCCCUUCUCCAUGAUCUCAAAUUCAUCUCCUCCUCCUCCUCUUAUGGCCCCACCUCUUCUAUACAACCCCGCCUCUCUAGUGACAGACCACUCCCACUUAUUUAACAGCAGAAAUCAUUUUCCAGCUGCACAGACACCGUUAUCCAAGAAGCUGAUUUCAGGUCAGAAUCAAGAGCUGUACAUCCUAGAAGCAGAGAUGACCGAACAUAAACCACUGAUCACAGAACAGCAACAAAGCCAAGACCUAGCAACACUUAUAACCGAUCCAAACCCCUACGACAAACUUCUGACGAUGUUCCUCGAUGAUCAGUUAUCACAGGAGGCAGAAAACCUGGACGAUUGCACACCAUUGGCUGAUGAGUCAUCUAAAAACUGUCCACUAGCAUCACCUGAUAGUUUAAUGCUAAAGAAACCAUGUCAAGCGUCCAUGAGUCUGUCCAGCCAAUCAGAAAAUCCACCUGAUGAUGACGGGUUAUAUGGGAAAUGGUCAAGCAUACUGAAUGACAGAUUCCCAGAACCUCCCAGCCCAGUGACAGACAGUUUUGAGGCGGGGCUUCCUGAGUUGUACAUACAGGAAGAGGGCGAUGAGCCAAUCAGAUCUUCUGUUUUCAAUUCUAUAAACUAUGCUUCGACACAAAAGGCCGAUCCCUCUCCUCUUGUCAGGCCUCUUCUCUCAAAGCCUGAUCUCUCCCCAUCACCGGCCCCUUCUCCUCCUCCUCAUGUGUCCUCCCCUAUUUCCUCCUCAUGCAGUUCAUCCCUCCAUCUUUCUCCUCCCUCUUCUCCUGUCCCCUUGUCCCUUGCACAAACUCCCCCAUCCUCUCCUCCGCCCGUAUCCUUGUCUCCUGUCCCUUCACCUGCAUCUGAAGAAAAGCCCUCCUCAUCCUGUUGCUCCCCUCCUCCCUUUUUUCUUACCUCCCUUCCCACUUCUCUUCAUCUUCCUUUUUCUUCAUCUUAUAUACACCCUCCUCCUUCUUCCUCCUCCUCUUCCUCUCCCAUUGCCCGCUCUCUGUCUCCUCCCAUCCCUUUGUCUCAUCCUCCAUUUUACCCGUCAAAGCAACCUCUGCUGCCCACCAUCCCUGCCUCUCCACCAUCUUCUCCAGUCCCUCCCACAGAGAGAUCCACUUCUCCCACAAUUCCCCUUUCUUGCCCAGUCCCACUGUCAGAGCAAACCACAUCUCCCACAAUUCCCCUCUCCUCUCCAGUCCCUCCCUCAGAGCGAACUACAUCUCCCACAAUUCCCCUCCCCUCUCCAGUCCCUCCCACAGAGCAAACCACAUCUCCCACAGUUCCCCUCUCCUCUCCAAUCCCUCCCUCAGAGCGAACCACAUCUCCCACAAUUCCCCUCUCCUCUCCAAUCCCUCCCUCAGAGCGAACCACAUCUCCCACAAUUCCCUUCUCCUCUCCAGUCCCUCCCACAGAGCAAACCACAUCUCCCACAGUUCCCCUCUCCUCUCCAAUCCCUCCCUCAGAGCGAACCACAUCUCCCACAAUUCCCCUCUCCUCUUCAGUCCCUCCCACAGAGCAAACUACAUCUCCCACAAUUCCCCUCUCCUCUCCAAACCCUCCCACAGAGCAAACCACAUCUCCCACAAUUGCCCUCUCCUCUCCAAUCCCUCCCUCAGAGCGAACCACAUCUCCCACAAUUCCCUUCUCCUCUCCAAUCCCUCCAUCAGAGCGAACCACAUCUCCCACAAUUGCCCUCUCCUCUCCAGUCCCUCCCUCAGAGCGAACCACAUCUCCCACAAUUCCCUUCUCCUCUCCAAACCCUCCCUCAGAGCGAACCACAUCUCCCACAAUUGCCCUCUCCUCUCCAGUCCCUCCCUCAGAGCGAACCACAUCUCCCACAAUUCCCCUGUCCUCUCCCAUCUGUCCUCCUCUCCCCCCUUUCUUCACUCCUACCUCCAGCAGUGCGUCUCCUCCACCUUUGUCUCCUCCUCCUGUCCUCUCCUCCCCUCAGUCCUCCGGUGUCCCCCUGUCCCGCACUCCUCCAUGUUCUCCUCCUCUCUCCACUCCUCCACCUUCCCCUCAGUCACAGCCGCGUUCUCCUCACAUCAAGAGGAUGAUGCAGGAUUCACUCCAUGGAGCCGGAGAGCCGUUCCAGGCCGUGUAUAACUACGUGCCCCGGAACGAAGACGAGCUGGAGCUUCGAGAGGGUGAUGUGGUCGACGUGGUGGAGAAGUGUGAUGACGGCUGGUUCGUAGGAACGUCUCGGAGGAGCCGGCUGUUCGGAACGUUCCCAGGAAACUACGUUAAGACUCUUUAAUGAAGACCUACGGCACAAGAAUUGAGGCCCAGUGUGGAACCUCGACCCUGUGUGUGUGUGUGUGCGUGUGUGUGUGUAUAUGUGUGUGGGUGUGUUUGUGUGUGUUCUCAUGCAAAAAAAAACAGUUUUAGCGCUCACUAGCCAUCUCUAGCCAACACUUUUAUUUUCUCUUCCACUGAAGUUUUGCUUCCAUCCUGAAUGAGGAGCUCAGCAGUGUACUUCCUGCUCCGUAAUAAUAUUCACAUUAUUUAUUAGCGAUAAUAUUUUACAGUAAGCAAUAGUUUAUCUUUUGGGGAGGUUAUGAGAAGGAGAGAUGCUGUGAGAAGUGAUUGGUGGAGAGAAAUGAUUGACAGACUGACUGACAUCGCAUAGAGACAAAAGGUGGCUCAGUUGAUUGUUAGUCAUCAUUUAAAACUGAGAUGAAUCCAUUUUUUAAAAAUCUGAAUAUUGUCUAAUUUAAAAAAAUCCUCCCAUCGCAAAUCGCUGACAUCACACCAGGUUUCUUGUCACUUGUGGGCGUGGCCUGUCCAGCUGCUCACGAAAUGAUAAAGCCAAAAUGAUAUACAUACACUGUAUACUGUAUACAUAAACCUUUUAUAAUGUAUACUAAUCACUUUUGGGACUUUGCUAGUUAUUUGUAUUGUUUUAAAUUGUUUAUGUAAUGGGUCAGGAUGUGUUUUAGGAGGUAAAGAGUUUUCUGAAUUCAGUCUAUUUCCACCGGUCUAAACAGAACAGCACAUAGUAAAUAGUGGAUUUCAGACACGGCGAAAAUGUUAGACUGUUAGGCUGUUUUUAUACUUGGCGUUUUCUUUUCCCACAAAACCGCCAAGCACAUGUAGCAAGAUGGUUAGAAUGCGUCUGUUUUUUUUAAAAAAAUAAAGCGCUGCUGUCUGCGGUUUUUGGUCAAGUUUCAGGAAAAUGCAGAGUGGGAUCAAGUGCUUUUUUACGUUCUGACCAAUCAGAUUGCAAGGUGGGGGGCAAGUGAGAAAAACAAACAUGGAAGUGAAAAAUGAGUCUUGUUUAAUGAGUGAAUAUGAGGUGAUGUACAACACAGAUUGAAAAUAUCCCAAAGUUGCAGUGUAAGAAAAUAUAACAGCGUACGUAUUUUUGGGACGUUCCACCUCCAUAGCUAUAGCCAAGACGAACCACCUCCUCAUCUCCAGACUUACACUAAUCUUUAUUUCAUCUGUAUUACUGAUAACAAUAAAUCAGCUCUAGAGAGCAAGCUAGGCUGGUAUGUUAGCCGAUACUAGCUAGGACAGUGUUGCUAUGGUUACAGUGUGCACAAUUUUGAGCCGUUUUUUUUUUCUAGCCAAAAAACACCUAGAGUGACAGCAGCCUAAAGGCCUCAGUGUACUUCAUGCUUCAGGAGAUGACGUUUGGCUUUCUUCCACGAACGAUAUGACGUAAUUUGCAGAGAAAACGAUAUCGUGCUGGACGAACUCUGCGUACGAACGUGCUACGCAACCAAGCCUGUGAUUCGUUGUUACAAAUGAGGCGUUUCAUACACAGCAUCACAUAGCUUUCACUAGGAUGAUAAACUCGCCGUCAACAAACGUUUUUAUUUAAUAAUCUCACGUAACACUUGCGUAUUGUUUCUCUUUUUUUCUUUUUGGAAAUAUGGAACAAAAUAAACAGUUCUUCCUCUUCCUCAUGUUCUAUCAUUUAUCUAUGUACUUCCUCCGACUUUCGCCAAAGUUUAUGCGAUCAAGCAAUCUUCGUCCUGCUGUCAUGAAAUCUUAACAGCGCCACCUGCAGUACUGGAGCGCUCGUACACGACGUGGAAGAUGUGCCAGUUUUUUAACUCGCGACGUCGUCUCCGCAGUAAGCGCGCUGAGGUGUUUAGUGGACGCAGAUUUUUGAACUCAGGAGUGAAUGACGUUAUUAGUGCACAAGCAAUAACUUUGCUUUCCAACCACUACUGGCCAAAAUGACGUUGAUGAAGUAUUAUUUUCCUAAAUGUGGCAAUCAGCGAGUCUGUAUUAGACGACGAUCCGAUGCAUUUUGCGUGAUGAUGAUGAUGAUGUGAAUUUCUGUAUGACUCUAGAGUAUGUUCCUUUGUUUAAAGACUUUUACACAUUGCCUGUUUUAAAUGUUAAAAUGUUAAAGGUAGAAAAACAGCUGGAUUUUCUGCAUUGUUAUGAGUUUGUGUCCGGAAUGAAGUUCGAUGCCCAUUCGUGCCACUUUUCACUCUGUUUUUCUUCACUUUGUAAGAACACAACCUAACAGGAAGUUUUGAUGAAUAUGAUAUUUUAUAUUAUUCCUGUUUUCUUGUCACCAGGUUUCUGAUGUUACCGAUGUUACAGAGUGACGAGUGUAGCACCUUACAUACAUGAGUUAUACGUUUGUUUUCAUAAACCUCACAGUUUGACUUUUUUUUGUAUAUUAACGAAAUCCACUUGCUUUAUAAAGUCACUUUGCUCACAUA